Messenger RNA from Eimeria acervulina, 234 nucleotides. Its product is annotated as adaptor-related protein complex 3, sigma 2 subunit, putative. The coding region runs from base 1 to 234 and encodes 77 amino acids. Gene Ontology annotation, biological process: protein transport; vesicle-mediated transport. NCBI's taxonomy places the organism in Eukaryota, Apicomplexa, Conoidasida, Eucoccidiorida, Eimeriidae. Gene Ontology annotation, cellular component: intracellular membrane-bounded organelle. The transcript has 4 exons. The record is from RefSeq and is a predicted model, not a curated record.
AUGGAACUACACUUCGCCACGCUGUUCUUUAUCUUCGUGACGGAUCAUCUCGAGAGUGAGUUGGGCAUCCUUGACCUCAUCCAAGUGUUUGUACAGGUGCUGGACGCCUGCUUUGAGAAUGUAUGCGAGCUUGACCUUGUCUUCCACUACGACAAGACUGCAUUGGAUACAAUUUUGGAGUCGGUGGGCGGUGUGAAGAAACUGGUGGACGCUGAAACUUCUUUCUUCGCUUGA